Molecule: messenger RNA, 1739 nt
Organism: Aphanomyces invadans
Lineage: Eukaryota; Oomycota; Saprolegniomycetes; Saprolegniales; Verrucalvaceae
Exons: 1
Coding region: 80-1699 (539 amino acids)
Source: RefSeq, a predicted model, not a curated record
GGCCGGACCAUUCCGGCGGCCGGAGCAUUUCCCAUCGAGGUGAGUAACCCGAUCCAUCCCCCGGCGACGGCGACGACGGAUGCACCCCGACUGUGCGAAUCCUCUCCACACCGACUUGAGAGACUCAGUAUACUUGUCGACCCGGAGCCUGCCCCGCGACAGCUCCAUGCACCGAUCGCUUCCACGGGCCAACUCUGCGCGUGCUUCCUUGUCUUCAAACGCCGGACCAGGUCUCGCCAACUACUCCAAGCUGAGUUUCUCCAUGUCUUACAAGAACCGUCAGUCCACAGUCUACGUCGACGAUCCUCAUAACGCUGCACGAGACAACAACAGUAGCUUUAUCGGCGGAGGACGCGAAUCCCAGCUCCUCGACGACAAGAGCCGGAUGACGACCAUGAGCGCCGCUAGCGCUGCGAGCACGUAUUGCAGCAGCCGCGACAGCAGCACAAGCGUGAUGAACCAACAGCAAUCAUCCAACAUAGCACCUCUCCCGCGACCGCUGGAAAAGCAAACGUCGUUUGCGAGUUCUCCCAUCAACACGAUUCAAGAGGAUAGCGAUGUGUCCGAGGUCGAGAUCGCCGCCAUGCAGGCGAAGCGCGCUCUUCGACGCAUGUGCUUGUCUCUUGUGACCCUCAACAAGAGCGGCAAGGACGACGAGUUGAUGGACAACGAUGAAGAUGAUGACGAUGAAGACGAUGGCGACUACGAAGAACUCAAUAGCGCGGCGAGUUGCGCAAACAGUUUGACUUACCCCUUGCGUUACAGUGACGAGAACGAAGACGACCACGUCCUGCUGCCAAACUUCGGCAGGAAGGCCCAAAAUCCAAAGAAGAAGCCCCGCCUCGACAGUGACCUUAUCACAAUCUCCCGCGCGGACUUGCAGCAACUGCAGUCGCGUUUGCAAGCCCUCGAACACAAACUUGCUGACCAAGCUACCAAGCAAGCCGACUUGGAGGCGCACAUCGAGCGCGAAGUCGGGAAGCGGACGAAACAUGUGGAAAGCGAGUAUGAAGCCAAAGUCGAGGAACUCACGAUGGCGCGAGACUUUGAAGUGGACCAAGAGAUUCAGCGGCGGUUGUCCGAGUUCUCGGCAGCGUCGACCCAGGACAAAAUCAGGCGGUCCAAGGCAAAACCCAUGCGCAAAGCGCUCUUGCGGGCGUCGACGUCCAUGUCGGACAUGUUCCGCGGCGGUGGUGGCAGUACCACCGCGCCGUCCGAUUUGGACCAGUUCCGAGAGUUCUUGCAGUUAAACUCGAAGCGGAUGAGCGAUCGGCUUAGCCGGUCGACGCUGUUCCGCGACACGUUCCAUGGGCGAGACCCCAGCUUGAUGACGUCCGACUUCGACGUUGACACAGACGACGAUAACAACCACGGCGAAGCACUCGUCGACACGAUCCAAAAGCUACGUGCGGUUGUGGCAGACCAAGGGAACCAACUGGAGCAAGCGAAAUAUUUAAUUAGCGUUGCCGCUAUCAAGAUGACGGUGACCGAAGAUGUUGUCAAAGACGCGUGGGAAGAGAUGGGCAAGAUGGACAUGCGGUUAGAGCGCCAGGCGCAAGAACUGGCCGACCUCCGGCGGUACUCAACCUACAGCCAAGGCCACAACAAUAGCAGUAGCUUUGCCUCGUCCACGAGCCUCAGUGUGAGUAGUGCACCCACGUUGCGGGCGUCGGGGCGGCAAACACAGCGAAGUAGUUAGGGUAAUCGGAAUGUACUUGCUACAGCACCCCUCGUCGGCC